Carassius auratus (goldfish) is the source of this 1389-nucleotide messenger RNA. It is a transcript of the gene hdac12, whose product is annotated as histone deacetylase 12. The coding region runs from base 204 to 1271 and encodes 355 amino acids. Gene Ontology annotation, biological process: epigenetic regulation of gene expression. The record is from RefSeq and is a predicted model, not a curated record. The transcript has 8 exons. NCBI's taxonomy places the organism in Eukaryota, Metazoa, Chordata, Actinopteri, Cypriniformes, Cyprinidae. Gene Ontology annotation, molecular function: histone deacetylase activity.
GUCUCAUGUACACACACGCAUGUAAAUGGGCUGAUCGUGGAAAUAUUUUGUAUUUUGCGCCCGUAUCAUGAAUAACAUUUAAUCUGAUUCAGAACGCGUUUGAAAAAAAUAUAUAUAUAAUGAAGCGACGUAUUUAAUAGUUGCUGAUCGUGUAAGUGCACGCGUUUUGUAAACAAGCAGUUGUAAGGCAUUGAAAGGCAGCAAUGUUUCAUUUAUUAUGUCAAAAAUCUGUCUAUAGAGCAGCUAUUAAAUGCAAACUUGUGGAACACAAGGAAACAUUUCUGAAACGAAACCCAAUGCAGGAGACAUGGAGGAGGUCUUUUAACGCUGAACAUACUUGCCUUGAAUCGAGAGCACUUCCUAUAGUUCAUCACGUCAAGUACAUAUGUGACCUCCCUGAAAACCACAGGUUUCCCAUGGGAAAGUUCCCCAAAGUCCUGGAGAGUCUGCUCAGAGAUCAGGUCAUAACAGAUAAACAGGUGUGGGCCCCUAAGAUUGCCUCCACUGAGCUUCUGAGACGUGCGCAUACUGAGGAGUACCUGUCCAACUUUAUCAGUGGUAAAAUUAGUGAGAAAGAUCAGAGGCGAACCGGAUUCAUGUGGAGUUCUGGUUUAGUGCAACGCUGUAGAUAUGAAACAGGUGGCACAGUGCUGGCAGCAGAGAUCGCCAUGCAGAGGGGACUGGCAUGCAGUACAGCCGGAGGGACCCAUCAUGCCUUCCCCAGCUUCGGCUCAGGCUUCUGUCUGCUCAAUGACCUGGCUGUGGCCGCCAAACACCUGAUGAGUGAGUCCACAUCCAGGAGAAGGAUUCUCAUUGUGGAUCUGGAUGUACAUCAGGGUGAUGGCACAGCAUUCAUAUUUAAGGAUGAACCCGAUGUUUUCACCUUCUCGGUGCAUUGUGGGAAAAACUUUCCUGUGCGAAAGCAGCAGAGUGACCUGGAUGUCAGUUUGGAAGACGACACUGAAGACAAAGAGUAUCUUUCCAAAGUCCAGGAACACCUCCCUUGGUUACUGGAGAGAAUCCGGCCCGAUCUGGUGCUGUAUGAUUCUGGUGUGGAUCCACACUGGGAGGAUGAACUUGGAAGACUUCGUCUCACAGAUGAAGGACUUUACCGGAGGGAUCUUUAUGUACUUCAGACAGUCAUUAAAAAGGGUAUUCCUGUGGCUACUGUUAUUGGAGGAGGCUAUUCCAGAGAUAUUGAUCGACUGGGGCGCAGGCACUCAAUAAUUCACAGAGCUGCAUCAAAGGUUUGGAGAGAACAUGGAUUUUAACUCAAGGAUGAAAAUAGACAGCAGGUGCUAAACAAUCGAAGAUUGUUGGGUGCUGAGAAGGACCAUAUGAACGUUUUACUGUGCCAUAGCAAUUGUAUGCAAUAGACUUUAUGAAUAA